Molecule: messenger RNA, 2485 nt
Organism: Marchantia polymorpha subsp. ruderalis
Lineage: Eukaryota; Viridiplantae; Streptophyta; Marchantiopsida; Marchantiales; Marchantiaceae
Source: the annotation of a GenBank genome assembly
UCCAUCCACAAGUGGUAUGGCUAUCUGUCCACAUGAGCCUGUCUAUACAAAAAACUUGAUUGUACGUGUUGUAUUUUAUCUGCAUCGACGUUCAUUCAGGACACAAAUUGAGGGCACCCAUUGGUUUACAGAUAUGACAUGUGAGCACUGUUGGGCCAACAGUUCUCUAACGAAGACAAUUUGGAGGAUCAGGAAGAAGAUAUGAUGCAGAAAGCGUGAAAUAUUUGAUCGGCUCCAGGUAGAAGACAGGAUUUGUUUGUGGGCCUAAUUUUCGCUAAACCUUUUCAGCAAUUGACAGGCACGCGCAAGGUCUGCCUGAAAUCUACUGCCGAAGUGUAGUCAGCUCUGAAGCGUCCGCAUCAAGCCACAUCAUACUCCCAUCGAGCAAUCAGGAGAUUGAGGAAAGUGGCGCCGGCCGAAUCUCCUGGGAAAAGUUAUCCGCUGGCAAAUUUUAUAAUCUCCGGGUGCGUCUGCAUAACCUCUGGAAUGGGCGGGUCUGCGUGUGCAGUAUAAGAGCUCGAAGGGACGGCUUCGUUUCUCAAGACUCUCUCCAGUUUCAGGUCUUCACAGUGGCUGGCUGACAGCACUGGUGGUCCUCUUCCUUUUCAGGCUCCUCCAGGUUCACCAACACUCGAGAAAUACUAGAGCGGAGCUCACCAAAAGGGUAGGAAAUCCUCAGUUCCAAGCCUGCGAUGUUAGAAACUUAAUCUGUCAAUUGUAUGGACCAUUUGACUGCUACUGCUGCUUCUGACUUCGUCGUGAGCUCGAAGAAGCAGAUCUCAUAUGUUUAAUUAGUUUCACUAGCUCGGCUUCCCUUCGGCUGCAAGCAGGCAAGUUCCUCAAAUCGACAGAGACUGCAAUCAAUUAGCCAUACUCGUUCAGAAAUUCGUCGUCGACAGAACGGAAGCGAUUGAUAUUCGUAGGUGGCAGCACUGCGCCACAGUCAAGUACAGACGACCAGUACCAUCGAUGCAGCUCUGAGGUCCUUCAAAAUCUCAGCUCGAUUUCGAGCUCUGUGAAUAGAAUUGCUUGUCUUGAAGUUCGAGUGCGUCGUUCUGUUCCGGGUUCAGGAGGUUUACACAAGAGCAUCAUCCGUCAUAGUCAUGGCCAGCAUUCAAGAUGACAGUAGAGUCAUAUCCGUCAGCACCCGAGGUCACGAUAACGGAACAGAAAUUUCUUUGAAACUAAUCUACAAGAAUGGAGGAUUUGCUGUACAAGUCGACGAAAAUGCCGAAGCCUUCGAGGAGCCGGAGCCUCAUCCGGUUUGGGAUGGAUCGGAAUUCAACCGGUCGUUCUGGAGAGCAGCCAUUGCGGAGUUCAUUGCUACCCUUCUCUUCGUGUACAUCGGAGUGUCGGCUGCUAUCGGUAAUGGACGGGAGACACCGAAUGGAGUGGGUUCUCUUGGAGUUGCGUGGGCAUUUGGUGCAACCAUCUUCGUUCUAGUCUACUGCACUGCCGGAGUAUCAGGAGGACACAUCAAUCCUGCCGUCACCCUGGGCCUGGUCUUGGGUAGAAGAAUUACCGUGAACCGUGCCCUCGUGUACGUAGUGGCUCAGAUGCUGGGAAGCCUGUGUGGAGCCGGACUCGUGAAAGCUCUGCAGGAGGUUCCUUUCGACGAACUCAAUGGUGGUACAAACUUUGUAAAUCCAGCCUUCAGCAACUCCACAGGCCUGGCGGCGGAAAUCGUUGGGACCUUCGUUCUGGUAUACGUGGUGUAUACGGCAACAGAUGCCAAACGCAGAGCUCGUGACUCCUAUGUGCCUGUCCUUGUCCCCCUGCCCAUCGGAUUGGCAGUAUUUGUCGUGCACUUGGCCACUAUUCCAAUCACAGGAACGGGAAUCAACCCCGCUCGAAGCUUUGGCCCGGCUGCUCUGUGGGGCCACAAGCUUGCUUGGGACGAUCAGUGGAUCUUCUGGGUCGGUCCCUUCAUCGGCGCAACUCUGGCAGCGUUCUACAACCAGUACAUAAUCCGAUGCCUUCCACUUGGAAAAUACUUCCUGCUGCCCACUCUUCCUUCUUUGCCGCUUGUCCGCAAUGUAAACUAGCAGAUGUCCAUGAUUUUCUAGUCCGUGUACAAUUUAGAUCCAGAGGGAUCAAUUAGCCGAAAUUGCUUCAGCAAAAGGCCCUGCGAGAUCCGAAUAAUCGAGCUGGCACAGUCGACGGGUCGCAAUAAUCGAGCCAUGCCGAGUCUGUAAGUUAGGCUUGAGAAUGUUGUGGGAAGUGCUGAGAGCCGCAGCUUCUGGAGGCGAAGGCUAACAUGUGUGAAAAUCUUGAAAGCUCAUGGGAAGUAUGUAUAUGAUGAUGAUCAGUAUCCAGCAAGGGUAGAGAGGCGGGCCUCCUCCAUGGAUUGCUGCUGUUUGAACAGAUAUGCACAUGAGCAAGAUUUCAACGAGAUGAUUAGAGAUAGAGUCUAGGAUUCAGAGCAAGAGAAUGCUUCGCCUUUCCAUUGAGGUUAGCCAUGAACAAAAUAAAGAAGAGUUUUUUC